AUGCAGCUUCUGAUGUCAACGUCCGACGGCGCAGGAGGGUUCUCCCGCGCCGCAUCACAGGUGGUACAUAGGUACGGGCCGAUCGGAGAUGCUGAGUAUGGGGAUGGUCGUGCUGCCUUCGUAGCGCUGGACAAGAAGGNGCAGCUUCUGAUGUCAACGUCCGACGGCGCAGGAGGGUUCUCCCGCGCCGCAUCACAGGUGGUACAUAGGUACGGGCCGAUCGGAGAUGCUGAGUAUGGGGAUGGUCGUGCUGCCUUCGUAGCGCUGGACAAGAAGGACAAGGUGGCGGGUCCGUAUCGGAUGAAGCAGCUGCACGCCCAACUGGCAUCCGUCCAGCAAGCAAGCGACGAAUAUUUUGAUCCGUCGCGCGCGAUCCAGGAGUUGCGCCGCAUUUUUACCGAGUUGGGUUCUCUCGGCGAUAUUGUCAUCGACUCGCGGCUGUCCAACGCUUUGCAUGACGCUCUCCCGAACAGCCACUACAGCGAACUGAAGACUGCGUCGCUGUGUGAGUCGCAGAGGUCGGCUGAGGGCGGCGGUUCGUCGAACGGGAACAACGGAGGUGCCUCGACACACGGAGACACGGAGACAGCGCGGAAAAUGUGCAAGGCGGACGCGGCAAUGGUCGCGGUAGCCAAGCUUCCGGUGGAAACGGUCGAGGACGGGGCCGGGGCACUGGUCAAAACUCGAAGGGCGUGUGCAGGUACUGCCACAACUCCAAAGAGCCACGGGUGGCACAACUGCCCGCUUCGCCUUUCGCAGGAGGCGGAAGAAGCCAAGGAACAGGCUUCUCAUGUCACGCAGGAGUCGACCACGCAGGCGUGGUUUACGCGGAUCGAGGGAUCCAGCAGCCAGCUGGAGGACUUCGCGAUUGUUAUCGGAGAUGACACGCAGGUGCAGACGGAGCCUGAUGACUACAUGCGGGUGCAGAAGGCACUUGUUGCGGCGCUGCCGGAAACGCGCGCCGCCAACAACCCGCUGGCGCAGAAGGUGCCGGGUGCGGCGCAGUUAGAUAGACUAGAGGAGUGCGCAGUUGGAGUUAUGCAGGUGCAGGAUGUGCCUGCUGCGGCGCUGCGUGAUGAGCCCGCCACUGGUAAUGUGUCGGUGCAGGCGGCGCUUGUGGCAACGACUCACCUUCAGGCGGAGGAGGCGUCUGAUGGAACAGAGUAUGUCGCGUACACCAACGUGUUUCAAGUGGUACAGCCACCCCCGUCGAAUCGCACUCGAGCCACGACUCGGCUUGAGAUUCUGAGCGCCGAUGUGUGGGGGCCGCAACCUGUCAAGUCGUCCGGCGGUUGCCAGAGUGCCGUUAUGUUUACUGAUGACCUCUCUCGCAUGAGGUUUGACUUUCUCCUGAAGACGAAAGAUGGGGUGGCGGAGUCGGUCCAAGAGCUUAUCCAGAACGGAGCGGAUCCUUUGGGGACCUGCAUCGGCAAGGUGCACUGCGAUGGCGGAGCAGGGUUCAAGGGCAGGUUCCAAGCGUUGUGUGAGUCCAUGGGGAUCAAGGUCGAUAAUAGCCCUCCCUACGCNCGGAUCCUUUGGGGACCUGCAUCGGCAAGGUGCACUGCGAUGGCGGAGCAGGGUUCAAGGGCAGGUUCCAAGCGUUGUGUGAGUCCAUGGGGAUCAAGGUCGAUAAUAGCCCUCCCUACGCCCCGCAAGGGAACGCCAUCGCCGAGCGUGGAUUUGGCACCAUCAUCGGAACGGCGCGCAAGCUACUCCUGGGAGCACCGCACCUUCCAGGCCAUCUGUGGGGCGAAGCAUUCCAUACAGCUAUCUACCUCAAGAAUCGCACACCUACGGAGGUUCUGGGCGGAAAGGCCCCACUUGAGGCUGUGGGAACCGGCGGAGCCCCUCAAGAUCACAAACUCCACUGAGGUGCCCUUUCGUGAGAAAGAGACUCGUGACAUGGUCAAACCCAAGAAAGGGUACGACCCGUUCUCAGCGAUGACUCCCACCACCAUCUCUCUGCCGGACACGGUGGACACUAACGAAGAAGAAAACAAAACAGAAGGAAAAGAAGAAGUAACGCCAACGCCAUCGGGACCCCAAAUGGAGGAUUCGAACCUACGUCGGAGCGGCAGGGUCUCCAACAUACCGGAGAGGAUGAAUCUGCAUGCGACGGAGGAGGCCUGUAGCCCGCCUCUACUGAAGACUAUUAACCGUGCCCAGAAGGAGGCAACGGUGCUUUACGAGGAUAACUCCGGGGCUAUAUUGACUUGCCUUAGCUCCAAGAUCACGCCCAGGACCAAGCAUAUUGAUAUCAAGUAUCACCACAUCAGGUCGCUGAUCCAGGAUGGAGUCGUAAAGGUCGAGAAGAUCGAGUCAGCAAUGCAGAAAGCCGACAUGGUUAACAAGAGUUUGGGUGCUGUGAAGUUCAUCAACAACCGCAUGAUGCUCCUAGGAGAAUCAUUCGUGUUGGAAACGAAGCUCAGGAGAUGUGUGUAG
Messenger RNA from Ectocarpus sp. CCAP 1310/34, 2442 nucleotides. Lineage: Eukaryota; Phaeophyceae; Ectocarpales; Ectocarpaceae. The record is from the annotation of a GenBank genome assembly.